AAAGAAACUUCAAAAAUUGAUUGAUAAACACAAGAAUACAAUCAAUAAAGUUGGUAAUAAUGGUAAAACAACUUUGCAUUGGGCUGCAGAAAAUGGUUACAUAAGCGUUACUAAAAUGUUAAUCAAAAGCAAAGCUAAAGUUAAUGCUACUGACAACAAUAAUAAAACUGCUUUACAUUGGGCUGCAGAAAAUGGUCAUGAAACUGUUGUUAAAAUAUUAAUAGAAAAUAAUGCCAAGAUUGAUGCUAUUGAUAGUAAUAGUAAAACAGCUUUGCAUUGGGCUACAGAAAAUGCUCAUAUAGCUGUUGUUGAUAUAUUAAUAAAAAAUAAUGCUAAGAUAAAUGCUAUUGAUAAUUAUCGCUAUACAUCAUUACUUUAUGCAACAAAAGUAUAUCAUGAAAAAUUUAUUAAAAUUAUUAAAAUUUUAAUACAUCAUGGAGCUGAUAUCGAACUUGCUAAUAAGAAAGAAGAAAGAGCUUUACAUCUUGCUACUACUACAGGAAAUCUAAAAGAACAAGCUAAAACUGAAAAAAGUUUUGAUAAUCAACAUUUCAUUCAUAUUUAUUUUUCUGCAACAAAAAAAUAUAUAAAUAUUGUUAAGUUAUUAUUAGAACAAGAGACUGAUAAUAAAUUAAUAUUACAUUAUACUGUGGGCUAUCUUGAGAAUAUUAAAUUUUUAUUAGAAAAUGGAGCGAAUUCUAAUAAUAUUAUCGAUGAAAAUAACAAAACACCAUUACAUUGGGCUGCAUUUGAUUGUAAUGAAGAUAUAGUAAAUUAUUUAAUGAAAACAAAUCUUAAUUUGGUUAAUAUUACUGACAAAAAUGAAGAGAUAGCAUUGUAUGAAGCUGUUUGGAAUGGACAUAUAAAAAUUGUUGAAAUUUUUUUGAAAUAUGUAAAUAUUAAUAUGAAAAAUAUAAACGGUUGGAGCCCAUUAGAUAUAGCUGCAAUUUCUUAUGAUCAUAAAUUAAAUAAUUAUUCUAAAUUUAAACUUACUUAUUAUUCUAUACCAGAGCUAGUUAAAAGAUUAAAAAAUUUAGAUAGAUUACAAAAUUUAGACAAUUAUAAUGAUAUUGAUUUUAUUUCUUUUUAUCAAUUUCUUCUAAAACAUAUAGAAAAAUAUGCAAAAAGUCUUGAUAAUGAUAAGAAUGAAUACAAGAAGAUACUUAAUUAUCUAUCUACACAUACUCUUAGCAAAAUUUGUAAUCUUAAAUUUGGAUCAGAAUCUAAUUUAAUAAUUAAUAUCAAGGAAUAUUUCGAUAUGUUAGAAAAAGAUAUUAAAUUAUUAUGUGAUGUAAGCAAACAAAAAAUAAUAAGUGAAAUUAGUAACAAGUAUGAAAAUGAAUUUAAAAUAAAAGUUAGCGAAGCUUAUAAUAUUAUUGAAAAUCAUAUUAAACCUAAAAUGGAUAAUCUUAUCAAAGAGAUAGAUGAAAGAAUAAAGUUAUUAAUUAAUGAAACAGAAGAAUUAAUAGAAAAUAUUGAGAAAAACAAAUUAACUCUAGAAGAUAAACGAGAAGAAUUGAAGAAUAAAAUCAUAUUAAAACAAACUUUAGGAAUUUUAAAAAUUAUAGGCCAAGCAAUGAAUACUGUCGGUGGUCCAAUAGGAGUAGCUGGUGAUUUAAUAAAAGGAGGAACUAAUGUAGCUGAAGCAUUUAUUUCAAACAAUACUUAUAAACCAAAGUUUGAAAUUUUUUCAGAUAUAAAAAAUACUUUAAAGCAAAUAGAAGAAUCAUUUAAAGAUGAUAAAUAUGAGACAAAAAUGAUAGAGCAACAAUUACAAAAAUUAACUGAUGAGUGUAACAAAUUUCUGAAUAAAUUAUCUGUUGUAAAAAAAAGUUUAAUUAAGGUUAAAGAAACAUUAGGCAAUAGUAAUUCAGUAAAAAUAGUGAAAUCAAUAAAAAGUGAAUUAGAAAUAGUGCAAAAAAAUUUAGAAAAAUUAAAAAGUAAUGAUCAAGAAAAAGAAUUGUCUGAAGUAGUACAUAAUCUUAACAGUAGAAUCGAAACUAUUGAAAUGGCAUUUGAAUUAUUUUAUGAAUAUAAACAUGAUAACGAAGAACUUGAUGAAAUAAAUAAUUCAAUAAAACAAGCAGAAGGUGAUAUUAGAAAAUUAAAACAAUAUAAAGAAAAUAUUAUUAACAAAACUAUUUUUCCUAUGAUUAAAAAGAUGCAAAAUGAUAUAAACAAUAUAGAAAAUGAAAUAGAUACAAAAUCACAUGCUUUUCUUGAUUUAACUAAAUGGAAAGUGCAAAAUUCUUUUGAAACAAUAAAAUAUGAAAUUCGGAAAAUUUCAGAAGGAUUUAAAGUACAAGAAGAUAUAACUCAUUAUAUAAAAAUGUUGAAAAAAGGAAUGAAUACUCUUAUCAAUAUAUAUGAUCAUAUACAAAAUUAUAGUGAUCAGUCCAGGCUUUCUAACUACAUUGCACAUAUCAAUUCACAAAAAUCGAUUGAAAUAAAGAAUGAAAAAUUGAAAAAUCAUAUUGAAGAACUGGAACUAACAAUAAGAACCAACAUUAUAAUCGGGCAUUUUAGAAGGGCUAUAACUGUAUUCAAACAAUGGGUAUUUCCAUAUGCAUAUAAGUAUUCAGAUGUAUUAAAUUUACAAUUAAAUGAUAAUGCUAUAAAUGUUAAUGAGAUUAUAGAACAUCUAGGAAACCUUAAAUCAAAAGUUGAAAGUCAUUACGUAUAUAUUAAGAAUGAUGACCAAUUUUUGAUGAGUAAAGAAUUUUAUAGUGAAGAAACACAACCAUUUUUUGUAUGGGAAGCCAAAGAAUAUCGUAAAGAAAUAUCAGAACUGCUAAAAGGAGAUGAAAUAACUGUAAAAGCAGAUAUAAUUAAAACCAAUCCUGAAAAAAACGCAGUCACAUUUAGUAAGAUAGGUAUCAGACUUAAAUCGAACAAUGUAGAAAUACAAAAUAAAAUUAACAGUGAACUAGAUGAACAUUUUAAAGUAAAACUGAUUCAUUUAGGUAACUCAUAUUAUAGAUAUUGCAAUAAGUUUUAUUUGAUAAGAAGCGAUGAACAGCAUAUUAUUUAUAGUUAUAAAAUGAAAAAUGGAGAACCAGUUAGUAGCAAUCAAGUUUACAAAAAAAUUAAGGAUGGAGAAUUAAUGCUUAGUCCUUAUACUACCUGGAAAAUAAAACUUGAUAAACUUCAUGAUAAAGUAGAUUAUAAUAAACUAAAGAUUUAUGAAACGGAAGUUGAUCUAGAGUUGGUAGGGCAUGGUGAAUAUAUUGAUCAAGAUGGUAGCAGUGUUUCAAAUGAGGAAGUAGAAAAAUGGUAUGAAAAAUAUGUACAAGACAUCAUUAACUAA
Molecule: messenger RNA, 3307 nt
Organism: Cetraspora pellucida
Lineage: Eukaryota; Fungi; Glomeromycota; Glomeromycetes; Diversisporales; Gigasporaceae
Source: the annotation of a GenBank genome assembly